This is a messenger RNA of Bubalus bubalis (water buffalo), 4413 nucleotides long. It is a transcript of the gene ZZZ3, whose product is annotated as zinc finger ZZ-type containing 3. The record is from RefSeq and is a predicted model, not a curated record. NCBI's taxonomy places the organism in Eukaryota, Metazoa, Chordata, Mammalia, Artiodactyla, Bovidae. Bases 554 to 3265 code for a protein of 903 amino acids. Gene Ontology annotation, molecular function: zinc ion binding. The transcript is spliced from 15 exons.
CUGGAAGCGCCCCGGCGCCGCUGUUGAGCUUCCUGCAGCGGCGGCCACCAGAGCCAGUGCCGUGGCGGGGGCGGAGAGCGGCCACGGCGACGGCGCCUCCCUGAGUGGCCUGCGGCGCCCAGCCCCGCACAAAAGAUAUCAAGUUGUGCUAGUUCAACUAUAUAAAUAAUUAAUACCUGAAGUCUCAAUGUAAAAUGGACUUUAACAGUGAUGACAGAUAAAUGCAGACGCUUGGAAAUCAAACACUAGGUGAAACACUUAAAAGAAAGUGUAUUAGGUUUUUCAGAAGCCUAAUCUGCCUAACCAUCUGCAUGACCCUGUUUAUCUUAAUACUGGUAGGACUUAGCUAAAGGAAUUUAGGAAGUUCUAGUAUUCUCCAUGGCUGAAGCUGAGAGUCUGAAACCCUGAUGCUUAAGCUCUAUUCUAGAUCAUAGCUUCAACUCCUUCAGGAUAUAAGGAAAAGAGAUAAUAUUUCCACAAUGAUAGAUCUUUGGUUGUACAGGUUUCCCAAUGAGUGGAUCAUGAUGACCGUAUUGUAGGGACUUGCCAUAGUAUGGCUGCUUCCCGAUCUACUCGUGUUACAAGAUCAACAGUGGGGUUAAACGGCUUGGAUGAAUCUUUUUGUGGUAGAACUUUAAGGAAUCGUAGCAUUGCUCAUCCUGAAGAAAUCUCUUCUCAUUCUCAAGUACGAUCAAGAUCACCAAAGAAGAGACCAGAGCCUGUGCAAAUUCAGAAAGGAAAUAAUAAUGGAAGAACUACUGAUAUAAAACAGCAGAGUGCUCGAGAGUCAUGGGUAAGCCCUAGGAAAAGAGGACUUCCUUCUUCAGAAAAAGAUAACAUAGAAAGGCAGGCUGUAGAAAAUUGUGAGAGAAGGCAAACAGAACCUGUUUCACCAGUUUUAAAAAGAAUUAAGCGUUGCCUUAGAUCUGAAGCACCAAACAGUUCAGAAGAAGAUUCACCUAUAAAAUCAGACAAGGAGUCAGUAGAACAGAGGAGUACAGUAGUGGACAAUGAUGCAGAUUUUCAAGGGACUAAACGAGCUUGUCGAUGUCUUAUACUGGAUGAUUGUGAGAAAAGGGAAAUUAAAAAGGUGAAUGUAAGUGAGGAAGGGCCACUUGAUUCUACAGUAGUUGAAGAAAUCACAGGCUAUUUGGCUGUCAAUGGUGUUGAUGACAGUGAUUCAGCUGUUAUAAACUGUGAUGACUGUCAGCCUGACGGGAACACUAAACAAAAUAGCACUGGUUCCUAUGUGUUGCAGGAGAAAUCAGUAGCUGAAAAUGGGGAUUCGGAUACCCACGCUUCAAUGUUCCUUGAUAGUAGGAAGGAAGACGGUUAUAUAAACCAUAACGUGCCUUGCACAGAUUCAGAAGUGCAGGUCAAGUUGGAGGACCACAAAGUAGUAACUGCCUGCCUGCCGGUGGAACAUGUUAAUCAGCUGACUACUGAGCCAGCUACAGGCCCCUUUUCUGAAAUUCAUUCAUCUUUAAGGGAUUCUGAGGAGGAAGUAGAUGUGGUGGGAGAUAGCAGUGCCUCAAAGGAGCAGUGUAAUGAGAGCACCAAUAAUGCCCUGGACACAAGUCUUGAGAGUAUGCCAGUCUCCGGAGAACCAGAACCAUCUUCUGUUCUAGACUGUGUUUCGACUCAAAUGAUGUCUUUAUCAGAACCUCAAGAACAUCGGUAUACUCUGAGAACUUCACCACGGAGGGCAGCCCCUACCAGAGGUAGUCCCACUAAAAACAAUUCUCCUUGCAGAGAAAAUGGACAAUUUGAGGAGAAUAAUCUCAAUCCCAGUGAAACAAAUGCAACUGCUAGUGAUAAUAUAAGUGAGUCUCUCACAAAUCCUGGUGAAGUUUCUCACAGUGAAAAAGGCAUAUGUUGUGACUCUGAAAAUUAUGGGAGUGAAGGACUAAGUAAGCCAUCCUCAGAGGCAAGACUCAAUGUUGGACAUCUGCCAUCUGCCAAAGAGAGUGCCAAUCCGCACAUUACAGAAGAGGAAGAUGAUGAUCCUGAUGUUUAUUACUUUGAAUCAGAUCAUGUGGCACUGAAACACAACAAAGAUUAUCAGAGACUGUUACAGACAAUUGCUGUACUCGAAGCCCAGCGUUCUCAAGCAGUCCAGGACCUUGAAAGUUUAGGCAGACAUCAGAGAGAAGCACUAAAAAAUCCCAUUGGAUUUGUGGAAAAACUCCAGAAGAAGGCUGAUAUAGGGCUUCCAUAUCCGCAGAGAGUUGUUCAGUUGCCUGAGAUUGUAUGGGACCAAUAUACCAAUAGCCUUGGAAACUUUGAAAGAGAAUUUAAAAAUCGUAAAAGGCAUACUAGGAGAGUUAAGCUAGUUUUUGAUAAAGUAGGUUUACCUGCUAGACCAAAAAGUCCUUUAGAUCCUAGGAAGGAUGGAGAGUCCCUUUCAUACUCUAUGUUGCCUUUGAGUGAUGGUCCAGAAGGCUCAAACAGUCGUCCUCAGAUGAUAAGAGGACGUCUGUGUGAUGAUACCAAACCUGAAACAUUUAACCAAUUGUGGACUGUUGAAGAACAGAAAAAGCUUGAACAGCUACUCCUGAAAUACCCUCCUGAAGAAGUAGAAUCUCGACGCUGGCAGAAGAUAGCGGAUGAACUGGGCAACAGGACAGCAAAACAGGUUGCCAGCCGAGUGCAGAAGUAUUUCAUAAAACUAACUAAAGCUGGGAUUCCAGUCCCAGGCAGAACACCAAACUUAUACAUAUACUCCAAAAAGUCUUCAACAAGCAGACGGCAACACCCCCUUAAUAAGCAUCUCUUUAAACCUUCCACUUUCAUGACUUCCCAUGAACCACCAGUGUAUAUGGAUGAAGAUGAUGACCGAUCCUGUUUUCAUAGCCAUAUGAACACUGCUGUUGAGGAGGCAUCAGAUGAAGAAAGUAUUCCUGUCACGUAUAGGAAUUUACCUGAAUAUAAGGAACUAUUACAGUUUAAAAAGUUAAAAAAACAAAAACUUCAGCAAAUGCAAGCUGAAAGUGGAUUUGUGCAGCAUGUAGGAUUCAAGUGUGAUAACUGUGGCAUAGAACCUAUCCAGGGUGUUCGGUGGCAUUGCCAGGAUUGUCCUCCAGAAAUGUCUUUGGAUUUCUGUGAUUCUUGUUCAGACUGCCUUCAUGAAACAGACAUUCACAAGGAAGAUCACCAACUAGAACCUGUUUAUCGGUCAGAGACAUUCUUAGACAGAGACUACUGUGUGUCCCAGGGCACCAGUUAUAAUUACCUUGACCCAAACUACUUUCCAGCAAACAGAUGACAUGGAAGAGAACAUCAUACACUAGUCCUCUUCAACACAUAGCAAUGGUAUCAUUGUGAAUUAUGUGCACAGUUUGGAAAGAUUCUCUGCUUUCCCUGAAAUGACACUCACAGCAUGACAGCUUCCUGAGUGUUCUCGUCAAGUCCAGCUCUGCACCGUUGUGGCUCUAGAUCACUGUUCAGCAGCUGAACAUUCCUGGUGAGCGAAGGGUUUCCCUGGUGAAAUUCUCACCACCACCUUAAAGCCUUUUAGGUGGUGAUCUUAAAUGGGGGAGAUGGAAACGAGAGCACAUAUUAAAGAGAGAGUAAAUUCCAAAGGUUUCAAAGAACUUGGUCAUAAAUAUGCUAAUGAGAAGACAAAGUAUUUAUAUUAAAACAGUUUAGUAGCUUUCAGUUUUGUGAAAAUAGUUUCCAGCACAGAAACUGACUUCUUUAGACAAAGUUUUAACCAAUGAUGGUGUUUGCAUCUAGGAUAUAUACACUUUAAAAGAACUCACUGUCCCAGUGGUGGCCCCUGAUGGCCGUUAGUAAAUUGGAGCUGCUUAACCAUAUUGAUGUCUAAUUUCUUUUAACCAGAAUGAACUGUCCUUAUUACCAACAGUGAAGCACUACAGGAGGCAGCUGUGGCAUUGCUUCCUUAACCAGCUCAUGGUGUGUGAAUGUUAUAAAAUUGUCACUCAGAUAUAUUUUUUAAAUGUAAUGUUAUAUAAGAUGAUCAUGUGAUGUGUACAAACUAUGGUGAAAAGUGCCAGUGGUAGUAACUGUGUAAAGUCUCUAAUUCACAAUAUUAAUUUCUUUAAAAUACACAGCCUUCUGCCUCUGUAUUUGGAGUUGUCAGUGCAACUCAUUGAAGAAAACUGCCUAAUAUAAAAAUCAUAUAUAUGAUAAUAAUUUCCCUCUUUUGUAGUCUGCACAAGAUCCAUAAAAGAUUGUAUUUUUAUUACUAUUUAAACAAGUGAUUAAAUUUAGUCUGUGCAGUGAGCAAGAGUUCACAUGCAUUCUUUUAUACUGCUGGAUUUUGUUGUGCAUCAUUUAAAACAUUUUGUAUGUUUCUUCUUAUCUGUGUAUACAGUAUGUUCUUGAAUAAUGUUCAUUUGUCAGGAGAACUGUGAGAAAUAAACUAUGUGGAUACUGUCUGUUUAUAUUAUA